Molecule: messenger RNA, 698 nt
Organism: Habropoda laboriosa
Lineage: Eukaryota; Metazoa; Arthropoda; Insecta; Hymenoptera; Apidae
Source: RefSeq, a predicted model, not a curated record
GCUCGGUCGCUUUCGGUACGAUGGCCUCCGUGAGUGCGACAAAGAGGAGGAUGGUCGCGGUGAAUAGAGGGGUAAGAGAGAACGAGGGAACGAGACGGGACAACAGGAGAGAGAGCAAGAACAACCACGGCCCCGCCGAAGUGCGUGUCCCACCAACACACGCGCGCAUACACACCGAUGUAGCACCAGCAACGCCACACCGCCACCGCCACCACCACCACCGCCACGACCACCACACCACCAGCACCACUACUACCAACACCGCCACUGCCACCGACGUGGAGGCACUGCACCUCUCUCACAGUUUUCGCCACUUUUUCACACGGCCCUCGCCCACCUCCGUCACGUACAUAUUCCGUGGAGCAGCCAGCGUUCUGCGCGCACCUUCCUUUUUUCUCAACGACGGACUCCCGGGACUGGGUAAACGCGUCGUCGUCACCGUCGCCGUCGCCGCUACUUCUGCUGCUGCUCCCGUUGCCGCUAAUCCACUACUGACUGCCCGUACCUGUCGUUCCAGCACGCACGACCGCGAUCGGGGGAUCGCUCGGGCUCGACUGCCGCACGACGGCCGCGAUUCGGCCAUCUUCGGGACGCCUCGGCGGUCUACGCUCACUUUCCGCGCAGGGACGACGAUAUCGUGGGCGCAUCAAGCACCCCGUCCCCGUUUCCUCCACAAUGACUCAUGUGCCACGCUUUGA